AAAUAAUAGUAAUGGCAGAAAUAGCUCAAGAUUUCGCAGGGGAAUCGUGCCAGACCGACAUCUUAGGUGAGAUAAAGGACAUUGACAGGACUGGUCAGGACCCAGAAGAUAUUGCAGAGGAGCUGGCUUAUUCUAGCAGCAUACCAGCCCCUCCAUAUUCAUUCCUUGACUCUAAAAAGUAUGAUAAAAAGGCUCCACCUCCUCUGUAUAUCAGAUUUGAAGAUUUGAACAUUCCAAAGCCAGUUGAAAAGGACGAAAUAUUGCAAAGUUUCUUUGUUAACGAGAGGGGUUACCUAGAAUGCAGUGAUGAGAAAAUUAAGGAAGCCAAUAAAGGAGUGAUCCCCUUCAUUUUGAAAGAAUUGGCUAAGAAUCUCUUAACUGGGAAAGGGAUUGUAGCUAUCUCUCUUCCUGUUAGAAUCUUCCAGCCAAAAUCAUUACUGGAGAGGAUACUUGACGCAUGCAGUUUUGUCCCCAUAUUCUUCAAGAAAGCAUGAGAAACAACAGAUGAACUGUUAAGAAUGAAAUAUAUCCUAGCUUUUAUUGUGAGUGGAAUGUAUGUAUCUGCUGAUUUAAGAAAACCUUUUAACCCAAUUUUGGGCGAAACAUUAGAAGGCUACUUUAAAGAUGGCUCAAAAAUAUAUGUUGAACACAUUAGUCAUCAUCCUCCUAUUUCAAGCUACUUAAUUGAAGGACCACCAGAGUAUGCGUACAGGAUGUAUGGGUCUGUCGAAUUCAAAGCAAAUGUGAAAAAUAAGGGAAAUGUAAUCAACAUAUUUUUCGAAGGAGCGAAUUACGUAGAAUUCCCAGAUAAACACAAAAUAGAGAUUCACUACCCAACCACCAGAGUCAGCGGACUCGUCUGGGGUGAGAGGACACUUAACAUCGAUGGAACCGGAGUCAUAAUCGACCACAAGAACGGCACCAAAGGAGUCGUGGUCUUCCACCCUAGCAAGCCGAGGCAUGACUUCACAGUGCUUCCGACACACUUCGAAGGAGUACUUUACAAGCAAGAGGUUGGGGUUGAGCAGAAGAAAGAAAUUGCAUCUUUAAAAGACAUUGCAGACAUUGACGAAGAGAUAUGAGAACUCCAUGGCAAUGUCCUUGGAGAGCUCGUAAUUGAUGGGGAAAUCUUUUGGGAGUUGGAUAAGUUCACUCCCUACAGAUACUGUCCAUGCCCAUGGGUUCUCCCAUCCGACUCUAGGUACAGAGAAGAUCUUCUAUGGCUUCAGUAUGACAACCAAAAAUACUCUCAAGAGUGGAAGUGUAAACUUGAAGUGCAACAAAGGCAUGACAAAAAGAUGAGAGUUGAAGGGGAGAAGAAGCGGGAAAAAUUGCGUAAGAAACUACAAAAGAAAAAUACCAAAAAGGGCUACUUCUCAUCUCUAUUCGGAUAAAUUUAGUAUUUAAAUUAGGUGAAUUA
Molecule: messenger RNA, 1420 nt
Organism: Moneuplotes crassus
Lineage: Eukaryota; Ciliophora; Spirotrichea; Euplotida; Euplotidae
Source: the annotation of a GenBank genome assembly